Molecule: messenger RNA, 9062 nt
Organism: Xiphophorus maculatus (southern platyfish)
Lineage: Eukaryota; Metazoa; Chordata; Actinopteri; Cyprinodontiformes; Poeciliidae
Gene: nectin1b
Product: nectin cell adhesion molecule 1
Exons: 7
Coding region: 1148-2674 (508 amino acids)
Biological process (GO): heterophilic cell-cell adhesion; protein localization to cell junction; homophilic cell-cell adhesion
Cellular component (GO): adherens junction
Source: RefSeq, a predicted model, not a curated record
ACAAUAUCAAAUUCAUUUUGGGUGCUUGUGACGCCCCUGGAAAGUGCUGCCCUGGGUGUGUGCCAGAACCACAUGUGGUAAAUGUGGUUUACCAAAAACUACAACAGCUAACAUCUUCACCUUCACCUUACAGUGUUAUUAAUUCCUAUUCAUUCACUCAGUAUGUCUCUUUGCCCCCCCUGAAGUUAGGGUUCCGUGGCUCGCUGUAACGUUUUGCAGGACAGUCCAGGCUCCUCCCCAGCACCAACGUCACCCGAUCCCUAACAAAGCGUCAGCGAUAGUCAGCAACACAUUGUGGUGGCAGAUCUGCGGGGCGCUGCGCAAAGCGGGACCAGCAACGCUGCAUUUCAUGUCCCCAAAAUAUUCCGAGAUAAGUGCGGAGGAGCGUGCAUAGAGGUCUCUAGAGUCACUGCAACUUCAUCGGCCGGCUGUGCUGCUCUCUCCCUCCCCAGUCUGCUGAAGCUGCUGCAGACCGGAGGAAUUUGCAACUUGCGGAACUGAAACUGGGAAGCGUGAUCCGUUAGGUGCACUGUCAGUUUUCGGAGGAAGUUAUUAUUGUUUUUAAGAAACGGCCACAUACUUGGAGUUACCUUCCCAGUGUUGGAAACUUCCCAACGCAGCAUCGAUCGAGAUCCUCCCGCCCACUUACCUCUGAUCCACAAUACACGAAGGCGGAGAGAGAGAGAGAGAGAGAGAGAGGAGAGCGAGAGAAACAGAGAGAGAGAGAGAGAGUUGAGCAGCCGCAGCGGUGGAUGGAGCAACAAAGGCUGGAUGGUUAAACUACAAGAGUCCCUCUGAGGAAAACUCAACAGCGCUUUCUGUCGUCGCCUGAUAUUUUCUUAACUGGAACUCUGUAUCAGCUUGGAUCUCAUUCCGGGGACCCCAUCCAGAGCAAACUCUCCAGAGCCAACCCAGCGGGGGGGGAAUUCGUCGCAGACGUGAAAUUGAUGCUUUGGCACGGAGAGUCGCGCAGCCGAAAACGUAGUUUUGCGAAAGUCUCCUGUAGCCCAGUGAGGGAGAGGUAGACCGGUCUGCGGCCGAAGUGGGAUUUGCAGAAGUUGCAUGCGUGUUCUUUGUCGCCUCGAGUGAGUCCCGUCCAUCCGCUCUCAGGUUAUCAGAAGAGACCAACCGGGAUAGUUGAGGAGCCAUGGAGCUGUUCGCGGGGAUGUUGGGAUUCCUGUUGUGGCUGCAGGUCCAAGCUGUAUAUGGACAGAGUGUACAGAUGGACCCCAGUAAGUCUGGCUUUGUGGGCACACAAGUGGAACUGCGCUGCAUCUUCGUCAAUAGCAAUCCGCCGGUGAAGAUCUCCCAGGUCACCUGGCAGAAGCUGUCCAAUGGCACCAAGCAGAACGUCGCCACCGCCAACCCGACCCUGGGCGUGUCCAUCCUGUCGCCCUUCAAGGAGCGGGUGGGCUUCAAGCAGGCGGCCGCUCUGCAGCGCCACCAGAUGGAGGACACCACCAUCGUGUUCUCCAACCUGCAGCUGUCCGACGAGGCGGCCUACAUCUGCGAGUACACCACGUUUCCAGCGGGCAACAGAGAGAACAUGGUCAACCUCACCGUGUUUGCUCGACCAAUGACUCGGAUGACCCUAACGAGCCCGACGAUUGUGGCCAGGGGUAAGAAGCGCAACAUGACCGUCGCCACCUGCACUUCGGCCAACGGGAAGCCUCCAAGCACGAUCAAGUGGAACACAUUGCUGAAGGGGGAAGCCACCUUGCAGGAGACUCGCAACCCGAACGGCACGGUGACGGUACGGAGCAGCUACGUGGUGGUCCCAAGCCGCGAGACACACAAACAGAAGCUCACCUGCAUCGUGACGUACCGGGGCGAGAGGAUCACAGACAGCGUGGUGCUCAACGUGCAGUAUGAACCCGAGGUGAAGAUUGAAGGGUUUGAUGGAAACUGGUACCUGAACCGUCAGAAUGUUCAGCUGACCUGCAGGGCCGACGCUAACCCCCCUGUGACGAUCUACCAGUGGAAACUUCUGAACGGCUCGCUACCCAGCAACGUGGAGAUCAAAAACAACACCCUGUUCUUCAAGGGGCCCGUGACCUACGACCUGGCCGGAACGUACGUCUGUGUCGCAAUCAACGGCAUCGGGACGCGCACCGGAGUCGUGGACGUCAACAUUACCGACAUGAAUGCUGUGUCAUAUGCAGCCAGCAACCUCCCUAUCAACCCGACACCCAGGGGCAACGGCAUCCCUCCGGAGCCGCACAAUGCAGGUGCCGCCAUCGGGGGCGCUGUGGGGGGAGUAAUCCUGGUGAUCGUGGCGGCAAUACUGCUCUUCGUUUUCCUGCGUCGCCGCCAGCGCACCUUCAAGGGGGACUACAGCACCAAGAAGCACGUCUUCGGAAACGGGUACAGCAAGGCGGGCGCCAUGCCCGCGCACCCCCCCAUCCCCAAGAACCUCCAGUACCCGGACGACUCAGACGACGAGAAGAAGCCCACCCAGAUCAGCAACACCGGGGGGUUCGAGGCGAGCGAACGGAAUUUCGACACCGAAUCCGAGGACCUGAAGAGACCGUACUUCACUGUGGAUGAGGGGGAGAGCCGAGAUUACGGGGAGCGGACUCUGGCCUUCCAGUACGACCCAGAACCUGAAAUUGCCGACGAUAUGAUCUCUCAAACCGACGGCUCUGUCAUUUCUAAGAAAGAGUGGUACGUGUAGAGGCUUGCAACCGCCAAGCAACCUGUCGUCCCUCACCUGCAUUCCACCUCACCCUUCACCCCCACACCUCCCCACCCUCACAUCCAUCAACCUGCACCUUCCGCAAUGGCAUUUCCAACUCACCCCCCUUCCCGGCAUCAGACUCCAUCCAACUAAUCACUGUUAGAAAAAUCAAGGGUCUAUUUAAAGUCCAAGAACUCGUCUUCUCAACAUGACAGCAUUGGUGUCGCUUUCAUCAAGUUAAUGGGCAAAGAUUACAAACUAAGGUAUGUAAAUGGACUCAAUGUGGCUCCAAGGCCAGAAAGGUGGUUGGUCAAUACUGUUGUGUAUUUUAUUUUUCAUAAAUGUAUUAAAUGUAUAAAAAAAGAACAGGUUGAGGUUUUGCUGAGCACAUUUGUGAAAGUCCUACACUGGAUGUAUGGUUUUUUUUGUUUUACGUUGGUUUGUUUUGUUUAUUUUUGUCAUUAGCAAUUGCAAAUUUGUCAUUUUUAUAUUCUCUUUUUGUAUGAUCUGCAGAGAAAUGAGAGUUAUGUGUCUGACAUAUUUUACAGGUGGAGUUUAAAGUGUUUAAAAGUUUAUGGUCAAAUGUUUCAGGAAAAAAAGAAAAGAUAAAAAAAAGAAAACUAGCUGUAGAGACGUGCAACAUUUAUGGCGAAAGCACGUUAUUGUCCUUCUCCAAAGACAUUGUUGAUGCUUCUCAAGCCCCGUCUUGGACUUUAUUUGCUGUUUUUAUUUUUAAUAAAAGGGUGUCAGUCUACUGAGCCAUACAGACACAUGGUUGUAACAUAAUAACAUUCAAUGAUUUCUUUUUUAUUGCUAAAGUUUCCAUCAUGUUAAAUGAGUGCCCUUAUCAGUGAAUCAUAAAGUCAGUGGAGGGAAGGGCAGAAACUGUCUGACAGACUUCAGUGUUCUACUUUUCAGUUUAUUGCGAUUGUCUUGCAAAGGUAGUAAUGCCACUUGAACUUUUCUCACAUUUUGUCACAAGAUGAAGUAAUCUGUAAGAUGAGAUACAAGAGCAAAUGAUGAACAAAAUCUGUUUAAUCACAGCAAAAGGUGGCUCUACAAAGUAGUGACUCAGAGGAUGUGAAUAUGUACUGCUGGGAGGAAUCAGUGUUUUAUCCACCACCGAUUUCCCCACUAAUAAAGAAUGAAGAGGUCUAAAGUUCACCUCAACUGUGAGAGACUCCACCUUACAUGCAAAUCCAAAAAAUCACAUUGUUUGAUUUUUUUAAUGUUUAAUUUGGCAUGAAAUAAGUAUUUGAGACAAUCGUAAAGUAGUACUUUAAUUAUUGCAACAACAGAGGUCGGACAUUUCCUAUAGUUCAGGACCAGGUUACUUUGGUAACCUUGACCAGAUCAUCCGGUGUAGUUUUGAGCCGAUUCCUCACCUUUCUCAUGAUCGUUGGUACUCCACAAAGUGAAAUCUUGCAUGGAGCCCCACUCCAAAUGAGGUUGGACCAACACUUGCUUUCUUCUCAGCAAGCUGUUCGCCCAUCGUCCCUUUGGUCUCUUUGGAUACAUUCCUACAGCAGGUCAUAAUGUUCAAAUUAGUUGGGGUUUUUUGUGUAUGAUUGUUCAUACUACUAUUUAGAAGCAAUCAGACUUUAGUGUCAACGUUUCCAGACCCCAAAUAGACUGGAUGUUGACUCCACGUAGCAUCGUACUGUAAUAACGGAUGCUACAGUUCCUGGAUCAGUUUUACUGCAAAAACUCCAAAUCUUUCCAAGUAUUUUUAAUCUUGUGUCCAAUACAAAAAUUGGAGUUAGCAAAAGAUCACAACAAAAAGGUAGCCAAUAAAGAGAACGCUUAACUUAGCACAGGCCUUUUGUUGAGCAUUGACUGCAACCUCUGCAGAGACGUAUGUUUAGAUGCAUAGUCGGAACCAGGAGUGGUGGGAUUGUGAUGUGAUGCGCUAUAAGUCCAGAAUUUUCAGAAUAAUAAUUUUCAGUCAUUGUUUACGUCCAGAUUUAUUGCGUCUGGUUUCUGCUGGUGCAGAAAUAUGAUGCAUGUCUCAUAUCAGUGACGUAAUAGUUGAAUAAAAUGCAACAUGAGCGUUCAGACUGAAAAUGCUUUGAGAACAACUGGAUAUGUAGCCGAGUUCGUACCAAACGUGGAAGUGAUGUAAAUCUGACUUUUUUGGGAGACUGAAAACAUCUGAAUUUGGCUGUUCAGGCUGCUGUAAAAAGUCGAAUAUAUGGGGGAGGGAGGAGCGGAUUUGGGUGAUUUAAAAAACUUUACCCAUAGAGGAGAGGUUGGAGUCUGAUUGGUUUUGUGGACAAGCAAGGAGUGGAAGAUAGGAGAGCUUCUUAAAGACAAACUACCGGCUAAAUUCCUGCUAAUUGGUUGGUGAUCAAAUACGUAUUUCAUGCAAUAAAAUCCAAACUACUUAAAAACAAUACAAUGUGAUUGUGUGCAUUUUUUUCUAUAGAUUAUGUUGCUCAGUGUUGUGCUGUAUGGUAAAAAUUACAGAUGCCUUCAUUCUUGGAAAAUUAACAAAACCACAUUUUCUAGAUUUGUGAAAGUAUGCAUCAUUUUACAUCAACUGCACCAUUAUGCCCUCAUUUGUGUUGAUUUAUCCCACAACAUUGAAUUUUGUGGUUAUAAUGAGACAAAAUGUGUAAAAGUUCAAAAGGUACGAAUGCUUUUGUGAGUAAUUAUGUGGAAAAGACAUUCGUUGAGUCUCACAGGAUCACUAAUAGUGCUCGGAAAUGUCAUGAUUGUCACUUGACUUGAACAGUUUGACCUGUGUACAUGUGCUCAGAAAUCUUACCACUUUAAUGAAAUGUCUGGGUGUUUUUCUUCUCCUGUGUUUAUGCGUGUGUUGAGCUGUCAUAAUUAUGUUUGGUUCUGACCCCUUUUCCUCAAAAUGGAUGUCAGCGAAAAAGUGUCUGAGGAAUUUCUCAGUAAUGAUUCUGCCUCUCCAGUUGAGACUGUUUACCCAAGAACUGGCUAACAUCAACCUCAUUUUCCACCAGGAGUCAUCCACGGACUCAAAGGACUCGGAUAAGAGGGGGAAAUGUCAACUGAUGCUUUUAUUUACGCUAACAGAGAAAAUAUUUUAACAAGUAAAGGGAUCUGAAAAAAUAAUGGUGGCCAUGCUGCAAAGCAAGAAAGCAGCGUAAGAACUUGACUGCUGCUUUAGUGAUGUUUCUUCCUUCCUUCCUUUCUUUCCAAAUGAAUUCCAGCUAAUUUUUUGGGGGCGAUUUUGCAGUAAUGAAUUCUUUUUUUCAUUAAUGUCAAGAUUUAUUUCUGCAUAUGGGGACGCACUGACUCUUUUAUGCCACCGUUAUACAGUAUAUAUCUGUAUCUGUUUUUAAAAAUGAUGUUAGCAAGUGCCAGUGGAUGCUAGUAUAGCAGAAAGACUUUUUUCUUCUCCUCAGCUCUGAGCUCCAUUACACAAUCAGCAAAAUAUAUUUGCUUCAAACGAGAAUGAAAAAAAAAAAGAAUCUCAAUGUGAAAAAUCAGAGAUAAGAGAGGCAUUGCAGUAAAUCUGUGGAUGUAAACAACAUAUCUGACUGGCUCUGAACACUAUAAAUACUGUAUUAAGCCUUAUUUUAUGCAUGUUUUUUGUGUGUGGGAGUGGAAGUGCAUUUGUUGGUAUUUUUUUUUUCUUUUUUCCAGUCAAUUCCAGUGUGUUUUUGUCCUCAUUUGCAGCUUAGAAAGGCGACAAUAUCCUCCUCUUUUUAUUGUCGCCGGUAUUGGCAGAGCUAUGAUUUCAUCGGUACGCCGUACCCAACAACAAUAUUGCAGUUAACACAAAAAUACCUAUAUAAAUAUAUGUUAAAAUGAUAAAGAACACAAAAAACACCACUGUGAGAGGAUUUUCUUGCAGAUGUGAAUGUUUUUCAGUCCAUGCUUGUCUACUGUAUGCUUUUAGAUGAGCAUGUUAAUCAUGAGCCUCAAUCUAUAUUGUAUAAUAUACACAAACAAGCAUUGAACAGUGAGGUUUCUGUUGUUCUUAUUAGAAGUCAUGUUCAUUCUGUCCUCCUCCGAUCCAUUUUUCAAUGGCCUUAUUUCAGUUUUAAAGAGACAGUACGCGACUCAAAAUAAACCGAGCAACAGUAGCCAGUUUCUUCUGUCACUGUGGACAAAAAAAGUUUGGUUUUCUCACACAGGCAGGGGAAAUGCUUUCUUGUUUAGUCAGAAAUAGUUUGAACCGCAGCGUUAUAAGAAAACAAAGCACGUUUUAUGUUUUUGUUCUUUUUAUCCAGUGCCUAUCAAAGGAAGGAGGGGUGAGGUAGUCGCAGCAACCACUUCCUGCUUAUUUAAGCUCUUCAUUCCCCAAAUAGAUGAAAACAAUUAAACUAUUAGACACAAUUCUUGUAAAAGUAUUCAUACUUCUUUUGAUUUGUUUUUUUAAUAAGCUUUUGUGUGUUUUAUUGAGGUCUUAUAUAAAAGACAAAAAAAAAAGAUGCAGAAAUGUGAAGGAGAAGAAAAAUGUUCAAAUCAACCUCUGAGGUUUGGUGUAUCUUAUUCUUUUACAGUGAUACCCCCAAAAUAAAUAAAUUAUAACCACCUGCAAACAUUUUCAUACAUUAGAUUUCUAAUUUGUGGGUACUUCACAAUGAUGCACUUCUCGGUGUUUCUGCAGGAUCUUUAAGGAUUUGUAACCUAUAAAAGUUCAGCUGAAAUUUAGACCUUUAAAGCUCUUAAAAAUGUCCAGAUUUUUCACAGUAGCUUCCCUCUAACAUUUUCAAUUUGUGCUUUUCUCCAUUCAUUUUGUUUUAUAAUAAACACAUUUCUUUCUUUUUCCCGACACGAGCUUAUAGGAAGGCAAUGAAAAUCAACAUAUUGUAGCAGCGUUAUCCAGCGCCUUCAUUGUGGGAAACUGUGUAUUUACUCAAGGUUUGGCUUGACAGCUGCAAUAUUUAUAGCUGGCUAAAACCCGCCAUCAGAAACCACCAAUAAUAUAACAAAGCCUUUUCUGACUGGGUGUAAAAGCACUAAAGUCAAACACCAUUUCAUCUUAUUUAUGGUAUUAAGUAAAAUGUAACUUAUUAAUUUUGUUAUUUUUUUAUGCUGCACUUUGGUCUUAAAUUCAUGUUGUGUUUUUUAUGAUUUAACCUUUUUUAGUGUUUUUUAAUUGAAUUCCAAAAAUUCUUAAACUAACAUUUCUGAAACUUAAAAAAAAACUCUGAUUAAGUUUAACAUUUGUCCACUAACAUUAUCUAACCAACAUCCCAAAGCUUCAGAAAACUUCUGGAUUUUUUGAGUGCAACUGGUUACAUUAGAUUUUCUUUCGGGGUUUCAGAGUAAAGGAAGUGAAAACGAUGCACACCUUUCCAAUUUUCAUCGGAAAACAAAAAUGUAUGUUGGAAUUUUUCUUCUUCUUCACAAUUGUGUCUAUCCAAAUAAAAUCUAAUUAAAAACACACUCAGGUUUUUUUGUCCGGAACAAAACAAAAAAAUCUCCAAAACACAGACUGCAAAUCUCCGUUUAACACAAAUGAUCAUUUACAGGCAGUGGAAUCUAGUUAGUCUUCAUCCCAGCACUUUACUAACACUGCAUACUUGAUCAUACAAAAAAAAAAAAAAUCUAAUUCAACCAUUUCUUUUUCUAACUAACAAUUAACACAGCACUCAAUGUUGAAUUUCUGAACUCCAGCAGAAAUCUAAAUCCUGCAGCCUCAGAUCAGAUUGUUGACGUUCUUCUAAGCUUUUAAGCACAACAGCAGCGACUCUAAUCUAGUAAAAAGAAACUUGCAUGUAUGAAUCAAUGAACAUCGCCCCCAUUCGAAAGCACAAACGUAUGGUUUCAUCUUGACCUUUUUUUCUGUUUCUGUUAUGAAACCACUGCCACAACUGCUUCUCAGACAACAAUAGAAAAAAAUACUUUGGGGUUAAAAUGUAUAUUGCUAAAUAUUAACAUUCAUAUUACUGAGGUGUUCUGACUUUCUAUUUUAUAAUAGUGACUGUAACUUCAUUCCAUCCUAAUCCUACUUUUUGUAUUCUGUAUGUUUAACAUUCCACUGUAAAUAUUGUACAUAAAGUUGAGAUUAUAGUCUGGGUUUAAUAGGGAGCCUGUUGUGUAAAAUAAACCUUAUUUGACUGCAAACAUGGAGACUCGGUGAUGGAUAGAUGAAGUUGAUGGAUAGCUUUUUCCCAAAGUCUCGACUAAAAACUGCUCCUCUAGUACCUUUUUAACAUGCCAAUAGUGACUUCACUGUCAUACAAAGGGGGUAAUGCAUACAGUCUGUCGAAAUGGUGUCACUGAAAGAAUCUCAAAAAGUACAAAAAAAAAUAAAUAAAUCUGUUUGUAUGCAGCCAUGUGAAUGUAUAUUUCUGAGGGUGUUACAAAUAUAAGAAUAAAAAAAAUACCUUGUUCAAUUGUGAUGACCCAGUAAAGUAACUUGUAUUUGUUUUGAGCAUUAAAUGAGUUCAAUAGUCAA